Perca fluviatilis (European perch) is the source of this 3018-nucleotide messenger RNA. RefSeq names its product cyclin Q (gene ccnq). Lineage: Eukaryota; Metazoa; Chordata; Actinopteri; Perciformes; Percidae. Gene Ontology annotation, biological process: regulation of transcription by RNA polymerase II. Gene Ontology annotation, cellular component: nucleus. Gene Ontology annotation, molecular function: cyclin-dependent protein serine/threonine kinase regulator activity. The transcript has 5 exons. The record is from RefSeq and is a predicted model, not a curated record. The coding region runs from base 482 to 1249 and encodes 255 amino acids.
AUUUUCUUACACACACAGCUUCCAUUUGAAUGUGUGUUUGCGUAAGAAGUAACCUCUCAACUACCGGUAUCCUCUCUUCUCGAAAGAUACAUUUCGCUAUCAAAAUGUAUUUUUGGAAUGUUUACCGGAAGUCCAUUUAUUUAUCUUCCGGUAACUAACGUGCCUCUCAACUAUGGAUGCUAUGCGCCAUGUAGCUAUGCUAGUAGCAACAGCAACACCAAGACCCAAACUAGUUAAGACGUCCAUCAAACUUGUUGUUUUCUAAAUUAGGAACAUACACCAACAUUGUCGUAUCAUAGCUUUGAAGUCGCUGGUAGAUACGUUUACAUUGAGUAAGCUACGGUUAAACUCUGAGGCCAUGUAACUGACUAGCUAGCUAGCUAACUAGCCUAACGUUAGCAGCGUUCUUGUCGACCGUGGUAGUGUUUUUUGGUACUAUAACGUUAUAACGUUAGAUACUCCUGCUGAUGGUAAAUAAGCCAUGGAGGGUCCAUCCUCUCGUGUACAGGCCACCCGGGACCGACCGCUGUGGCCGGCGGGCAGGAGAGAGUCUGGCGGUGAUGCGGAGUCCGACCGGGACAUAAAAACACACUUUCGUGUCUGUCGCUUCAUUAUGGAGACAGGAGUGAAGCUGGGUAUGCGCUCGGUGCCUGUGACCACGGCGUGUGUGUUGUACCACCGUUUCUUUGAACGUGUCAGCCUGCAUGCGUAUGAGCCCUACCUGGUGGCCAUGAGCUGUGUGUACCUGGCUGGCAAAGUGGAGGAGCAGCACAUCAGGACCCGUGACAUCCUCAACGUAAGCCAUAGGUAUUUCAACAGUGGCAGUGCUCCUCUGGAGUGUGACAAGGAGUUCUGGGAUUUGAGGGACAGCGUGGUGCAGUGUGAGCUCCUUAUCCUCCGACAGCUCAACUUCCACGUCUCCUUUGAACACCCUCACAAGUAUUUACUCCACUACCUGCUGUCUGUGAAGUCGCUCGUGAACCGCCACGCUUGGUCUCGAACCCCUAUCGCUGAGACUUCCUGGGCGUUGCUUAGGGACUGUUACCAUGGAGCUAUGUGCAUCCGCCACACACCCCAGCACAUUGCCAUAGCAACGCUGCACCUGGCUCUGAACAGCUACGGAGUGGAGCUGCCUGUCGGGGAGAAAGAGUGGUGGCAGGUGCUGUGUGUGGACGUGACCAAAGCGGACAUCGACGCUGUGAUCUCUGACCUUCUUCAACUCUACGACAUGGAGGCCAAGUGCAUCUGAAGGACACACCUACGAGGCCCGCACAUGGGAGACCCGUGAGAGUCGUUUUUGUCUCUCUGUGUGCGUUUACGUGUUUGUGCGGCACGAACAUAUAUACGCCCGUGCGUAUGUCGUUCGCUGCACGCGAGUGUCGGGGGUUCAGGUGCGAUUGUGUAAGAGAAAGGAACACUUUGUAUCGCCCCAGUUAGUCUGCGAGCUGUGACCAAAAAAAGAAAAAGAAAAAAACACCGCUGAACUACCGAUUCCUGCCACCGUGGGGAGAUAUUUCUCUCUGUCUGGUCUCUGAUCACCCAGCCCUGCAGAAUACUGAUGUGCUCUGGGAUGUAUCAUCAGCACAAACACAUCCCAGCACUCAGCAACAGAAAUCUCUUCACACUCCUCACGCAUGCGAAUGGUGACUGCAAUUAGACAUGUAUUAUGGAGUGGCGUUGUCCUAACACAUUUCUGCAUCAGCAGAAUACUGGAAUUAGAUGAGUUUCAGUCUUUAUUGUAUGAUUAGAAUGAAGACCACCUUGCUGCAUAUUUAAUUUUCUGUACUGGAUGUCAAACUUUCACGUAUGAAUGCACUGAUUGGCUAAAUGACCUCUUUAACUUAAGUGUUCCUGGUGAUUGUAGUGGGAUACCUCUCGGUUUACUAAGUCUUGUCUUGUGUGUUUUUACAGCGCAGCCAUUCCCAGAGAUAUUUUCAUGAAUAGGUAACAAGAUCGUUUGUACUUUUUUAGCGGUCGACCAAGCAGAUGAAUGUGUGUGUGUAAGUGAUCUGCUGUAUGUUUUACACCAGGGGUCUGCAACCUGCGGCUCCGGAGCCCCUCUCCAGCGGCUCCCUGUGGCUUUGACAAAAAUUAUAUGGAAAUGAAUGUUUUAUUUUUUAUUUUUUUUUAUUUCAAAUUUAAUUUAUUAUUUUGUAUGCCUAAAGUGAUUCUUACAUUCUCCAUUUAGGCUACAUAACAUUUUGGUGCCUUAUCCUCUAAAUUUUGCCAAACCUCAAUGGCAGUCUUGAGUUUCCAUAGCCUAGCUAUGGAUUACACGUGAAGACUGAAUAGUGUGUAGAAAUAUUAAUUUGCUUAACGCCAUGCCAUGCUUGAUCUGCCGCAGAAAAUUGACAAACAGCAAAAAAAGUAAUUGACAUUUCCAGAACAAAUUGUGAUAGUUCAGAAAAUUAAAGACACGCCCCUCUCUGCAAAGACUGUCAGAGACAAACAUCAUAUUAACGAACGCUCGUUUAGACCUAUUAGUAAUGUUGUUAGGCUAAUAUAGAUUUCAUUAUAAGGCUCAAGUACUGUAUGUUUUGUGGCUCCAGAUAGACUGAUGUUAUUUUUUGUGCCAAAAAUGACUCUUUUGAUGAUAAAGUUGCUGAUCCCUGUUUUACAGUAAUGUUUCUGCGGUUACAAUGAAUUUGGACUUUGUAUUGUUAAAAAUUGAACACCCUGAGCUAUCCUGUUUCAAGGAUAUACCUGGUGAUAUUCUAUAUUAUCUUGUCAAUAACUGCCAUAAAAAUAACAAUGAAGUGACGAUAUUCACAAGUAUAGUCGGUGUAUGAAAGCCUGUUGUAUUUUCUCCCUCUAUGUCACAGAGGUCCGUCGUUGUUAAAAACGCAUCAAUGAGCCACACCGUUGCUCUGGCUGACAUGUUCCUUCAUUGCCAUUAACACACACACACACACACUGUAGUUUAUUUGGACUCAAUUCCAAAGACGCUGUCCUGCUGCCCUAAAUACUGGCUAAUUUCAACAAUAUCCCCUAGGAUUAAUAAAGUUCUAUUUUAUCUUA